Messenger RNA from Pectinophora gossypiella (pink bollworm), 2061 nucleotides. RefSeq lists its product as uncharacterized. Lineage: Eukaryota; Metazoa; Arthropoda; Insecta; Lepidoptera; Gelechiidae. The transcript is spliced from 3 exons. The coding region runs from base 438 to 1007 and encodes 189 amino acids. The record is from RefSeq and is a predicted model, not a curated record.
AACCUAAAAAUUGUGUUGUUUAUUUUCAUAUUAAGACUUCUAUUCUGAUUUAUAAAUAUUCAUUUCCUGUAUCCUCGCUUUUAAUUAAUAAGAGAGAAAUUAAUUAUGUGUAAAAUGUGUGACAAACUCGCUUUAAUUUAUUGGAUCGUAUUAGUGGUGUUUACAGUCUCAAAAAGAUGCCAAAUCUAUUUUCCUACAAUAAAAGCAAUAUAAAUUACAUAAAAAGCAUUAUUUUGAAUAAUUAGAAGUGUAGUGAGUGAUAUUUACGUGGGAAAGUGGUAAAUAUCAAUGUGUGAUAGUGUUUGGCCUUGGAAGAUUUUGCUGUUUGGAAGUUGAGUGAAAAUACAAAAGAUACACAGGGUGACUUUAAAGAAGAUUUUGAGGAGGACCUGGUUGAAACGAAUACAGAAGAAUUCCCUGAAAUACCCGAUGACUUAAUGGUAAUAAUAAAGGAACAUGGUCUUACUGACGAUGAAUUGACCUACGAAGUGACUGAAAAUGUAGAUCCGAGCGAGGAAGUGGCCGUUUUCAUAGAGUCACGACGUGGCAAGACCAUUCUUCAGUAUAACGACCAUAGAUACCGGAAGGCUUAUAAGUCAAAACAUGGUGUCCGUUGGGUGUGCUCCAUUGACAAGAACUGCCCUGCGUUUGUUUACUUGAACGACAAUGAUGAGAUAAUAAUGUCGAACCAAGAACACACUCAUACCGCGCCCAUGCAACCAGCAAUCGAAGCUCCUAAUGACACGGCAGUGGUUAUAACGUCCAGGAAAGGCAAGGAAAUGUUACUGUUCAAACAUUACACUUACAGGAAACAAUACAACAAGGGUUCUAGGUCUCGUUGGGUUUGCUCGACGCUGAAGAACUGUCGCGCUUGCGUCUUUACAAACAACAGUAACGUCAUCACGUCGGCUUUCGAAGAACAUUGCCAUGACCCGCCGAAGUACUAUCUGAAGCCGAACCAUGUGCUCGAAGCUUUAAGAGAGCCGCUUAUAUUUGAGUCUGAUUAAUUUCGCCCUGAUUUUUCUAAGAGCCGUCUCGUUUGACCCUGGAACUUUGAUUCUCUAAAAGCAACUAAGGAAAACUUCUAUGCUUCUAUCCUUCUCUGUUACACAGAACCGUCAUUUGCUGGAGCGAGAGAGAGCGACCGCCCUCGGCAGAAUCGAAGAGGCGACAGCGUGCGGUCGCUUUCUCUUGCUAUAGAAGCAUAGGAAAGUGCUAUGAGGUCCUGCCAGAUGUGGUUAAACCCUUAUUCUCGUGGCCUAGGCUAUGACGUCAGGUCUACGCAGAGGCCGCCUUAUAAAGUGCGCUCCUCGCGUAAUCUUGUUUAUGUAAAACUGACCUGGCAUCAACGUCAAGCGCAACUUUGCUAUACGUCAAUUCCACCCAUGCAGGGCCUGCAUCACAACCGCGCGUGGCGCAAAUUAUAUCCAGAUCUUCGUCCAAUAAACGCAGCGAAUGCUAUCUACGUAGAUAGAAAUCGAGCGGCUAUUGGUCGAAGCACUCGAUAUAAUUCGUAUUGCGUGCGCUUCCCGUGCCGCGAGGGCUGAUCUCUCGAGAUAUUUCCUUAUUUCUUGUGUAGACCUACAUGUCGACUUCAAAAAGGGUUAAUUUGCACAGGCCUCCCUCUUCAUUCGGACGGUGCUCUUACAUCCCUAAAAUUUGGUAAAAUUUUGCACAAGUUGUUGUAAUUGUCACUCCAAUAAGUGCAAACUGUGAACAAUAUUAUAGGAAUGCAAUUUGUCUCUAUCUUAUACCUAGACAAUGUUACAAAUAAUUAUCAUAGUAUGUAGAGUAGAGACAUAGUAUUUUACAAAAAAAAAAAUCAAUAAAAAGUACGAAAUUGAAAAAUACUAAAUGUGUUAAGAUUUGUAAAAAUCACGUUUACUAUACCGUUUACUUAUGAUUAUUGAUCAAGUUUAUUAGAAUUAAAGUAUUCACGUACUAGAGUUAUUUUAACAGUGAAUAAUAUUUUAAGUUAUUUUUUAACAUAGCGAGUAUGAUGUAAAAUUAAGCCUUAACACUGUAUGGGAAUAAAUGAUAGUUAUUAUGUUUUAGUUUAAA